This is a messenger RNA of Maniola jurtina (meadow brown), 1586 nucleotides long. RefSeq lists its product as uncharacterized. The transcript is spliced from 2 exons. Lineage: Eukaryota; Metazoa; Arthropoda; Insecta; Lepidoptera; Nymphalidae. The coding region runs from base 20 to 655 and encodes 211 amino acids. The record is from RefSeq and is a predicted model, not a curated record.
CAGCGAGGGUGUAUUAAAAAUGUGGUGCCAGGAUGACCAAGCCUGCAACUGGCUCAUAAACGUGGUGCCAAAACUAACAUCACCCAGGAGCGGAACAGGGCUCACUGUGAUAAGACAGACCGAGAUCCCAUUCAGGGUUAGGUCGGGACUUUAUGUCCCUGACUACGACGGGGAGAUAGGCCAGCUACACCAGGUCCUGUCUCACCAAAAUCCUUGGUAUGGAGUGUCACGGUGGACCCUGUUCAGCUACCGAAAAACAACUAGCAGCCCUCCUGGUGUGUUCCUAAUAUUAGGAAUCCCCAAUGAGGAGCUGCCAACGAUUCUGGCGCGCGGCAGGAAGGUCGCCUAUUCCACGGGCUCCAUCUACAUCAGGUUCUUCACGAGUGAAGGACUAAGUGAUGUACCACCCGGGCAUGACUCAGCGCCUGAAACUCGAGAGGAGCCUGAUGCGGAUCGGGCCAUGGAUGUGGAUGGACCAACCGGCCAGCUCCCAGUGACACCUGAGCCCUCCGUGAGCGCUGUCCUCGACUAUAUCGAGGAAGUGCUGGCGGACUCCCGGACCAACACCAAACCACGGGAGAAAAAGGCGACACACAACGCUCCAGACGCAACAGCCCCCGCCGAAAAAUCACCGGCGCAGAGGGCGACAAAAUAAAGAUAAUCCAGACCAACCUCCAGCACAAACAUCUCGCCACGGCUACGCUACGAAGGCAGCUGGAGGUUGAACCCGAGACCAUCGCACUGAUCCAGGAGCCGUGGGUCAGGGGUAAAACCAUAUGUGGUUUCGGAAGCUGCAAUGAGAUCUGACAGCAGUCAUAAUAAAAAAUGGAAUACAACAGGGCGUGGGACUACCACCAAGACCAGUGGUCCUAGUCUCACUCUACAUGCCCAUAGAAGACCGAAUACCAACAAAAGAACUGGUGGACCUCACAACACAUUGUGAGGACAACGACAUAGAUUUAAUUAUCUCUGUCGAUAGCAACGCACAUCACAUCCUGUGGGGAUGCACAGCCAACAACAAAAGAGGUGAGAAUCUCAUGGACUUUCUACUAACAACCAACCUAACAAUUACUAACAAGGGCACUGAACCGACUUUCGUGUCGAGUAGGUACCAAACCAUAAUCGAUCUAACCUUAGCGUCAACCAGAGCUGCAGACCAAGUAAAGAACUGGCAUGUCAGCGACGAGCCUUCGCUCUCCGACCACAGGCGGAUAUGCUAUGAGCUAGAUCUGAUGAUAACCCAACACGCACCAAGGAGAAAUCCAAGGAAAACCAACAGACUAAAAUACAAAACCUUGCUAACGCAUCAGAUAGGUACAAACAAACCUAACGACAUCGAUGAUAUCGACAACAUCGAACAAAACGUAAACAAACUAACGGAGUGCAUCAAGACAAGUUAUGAACAAGCUUGUCCUCUGAAGAAAAACAACACAAAUCGACAGUCAAAAAACAGCUGGUGGGGCCCAGAUCUGGAAAGAAUGAGGAAAAACCUCAGACAACUUUUCAAUAGAGCAAAAAACACCAGACAAGAACAAGAUUGGGACAACUACAAGGAAGCCCAAUACAAAUACAACAAACGCGUCAGA